AUGGAGAACACCAAGUCCCACUCCCAGGAUUCUGUGGAGAUACACCGCUUGGACCUAGAGCCCGAUCCCCCCGAGAAUAUAGCCAUCACUGAUGUGAAGCACUUGGCCUCUUACAACUGGAUCGAGGCACUCACACCCACCAUUGCUGUUCCAGGAUGUCCCCCUCAGUGCGGUCUUGGUUACAUUGCCCAGAAUGCCGCUCGUCUUCCAGAUAGUCCUAUGGAACCGCUGUUCCGCUCACUUUGCAUUGAGCAGCCUUCGUUUGACUUGAAUUGA
This is a messenger RNA of Penicillium cataractarum, 276 nucleotides long. RefSeq lists its product as uncharacterized. Bases 1 to 276 code for a protein of 91 amino acids. Lineage: Eukaryota; Fungi; Ascomycota; Eurotiomycetes; Eurotiales; Aspergillaceae. The record is from RefSeq and is a predicted model, not a curated record. The transcript is spliced from 2 exons.